CCCGCCCGGGCGCCAGGCUCGCGGGAGCCCGGCUUCCACUUCGCGCCGUCGCCCGCCUCCCCGGCUCGCCGGCUGGCGUCGCCACCGCCUCCUCGUCCCCGGCCGCCGCUGCUGCAAUCCAGGACGCACACUCUUGCACUUUGCGGGGCGGCGCGCAGGGUGCCCCCUGCACCAGCCCCGGAGAGCUGGCCCCCGGGCCCGGCCGGAGCAGCCUUGGUGGCGAGAAAGGAAAUCCGGACUGGGCUUCGCUGGAUGCCACUGCAGCCUGGCAGCUGGGAAGGCGCCCACCGAGCGGGCGCGCCGAGCGGGACGCGCGAGUCGCCGAGGGAGACCCUGGUGCCUGCCGGGCUCCGUUGGCAGAGUUUGCAAGUGGCCGAGACCCCUCAGGUGAGGGCCGAGGUGCCCGGGCGGGGUGGAAGGGCUCCAACGGGGAGCGGGGCGGCUGAGCUGCCGACAAACGAUUCCUGCCCCCAAUCGGGGCUUCCAGGUCCAGCCGCUUCCCCGCAGGCUGGGGGCUCAGCGCCCGGAGCCAGGUGAGGAAGGGACCCGGAGUGGUGACAGCCCAGCGCCGGGUAAAUGACAAACUUUCUCUCCUCUGGCAGAGGGUGGGACAUUCCGGCUCAUCCAGUCGUCCUUCCUGCGGGCAUCCCGCUGGGUCCCCAAAGGCAGGCGCUCAGAGGCUUCUGAGGCUGAGCUGGGCCAGGGGGAGGAAGGUGGGCCCCUUUCAUUUAAUUCACGCGUUCCCCCUUACUGGGCCGGUUCAGAGUCGGGGGGAGAAGGAGCCCGUCAUAUUUUCAAGUUGGGCUGUAGGAGGUGUUUGUUGGCCUGAUACUCCUAUGCAUGCGGUUUCCUGACAUCUGGAGAUGCUUCCAGGGCUGCCCAGGGGAUGGGCUUUGUGCGGAGUGCUUUGCAGCCUGGCUUAUGUCCAUUCCCGUGGGGGUGUGUGUGUGUGUGUGUGUGUGUCAGGAGGGGGAGAGAGAACUGGAGGGGGGGGCACUCAGACCGCCUCUAUCCAAGCUCUUUCUGCAGCCCCAAGUGGCAUCGCAGGAGCCUGCUCCCCUCCUUGGCAGAGACGGGGAUCACUUCCCAUUACCUGCGGCUCCUGAGAUGAGCGAAGCGUUGGGGGGAAGUUACCUGGGCCGCUUAAUGAGACCAUUCAGAGCCUGGGGAGGGACCAGCUUCGUGCGGAAAAGGGGCUGGAAUGGACAGCUGGGUAGAGCUCUUGGUGUCGUCAUCUACAGCUCGCUCGCUCUCUCUGGGUAGUUCCCACACACUCCAGGUCCCUAGAGGCUCUGCAGAGCCCAGCACACAGUGCCUGAGUUGGGCCAGAUUCUCUACCCUCCUAAUGAAAAGCAUGCUCCAGAGAGACCACCUGGUCUCUGAGGAUCGUUUCGGAGCCACUGCUGUGGUCCCAGCCUCCUAGAUGGCAUCGUGCCUUCUCAUGGGGGAUACAGCCUAGGGUUGGGGGCAUCUCGAUGGACUGGUUGGUCAGUAAGGCAGGCAGUGGAAAUGCCUCUGACCGUGACUUGGAAGUUGGAAAUAGUCGGCGGGUCCUGCUGGGGCUGGGCACCUGCCUGUGUGCUUCUGGGACGGUUCUUGAGGUAUGAGGUAGGAGGUCUCAGGACAGUCUGCCCUUGCUUAGGAUUCUGACCUGGGGCCGUGCUAGGACCUGCUUCCCUAGACUGCUGAGACCUGAGGUCAGAGGCUGGCGCUUGAUGUCCUGGGGAAACCUCAUCUCUGGGCCAGAAGACUGAGCUUCAAGAUUGCUCUCCCUGUGCUGUGUGACUUUGGGCAGAUCCCUAAACCUCUCUGGGCUCCAGUUGCUCCUUCUGCAAAAUGAAGAGAUCUCCUGUGUCUUCAGAGGUCCCAGUUCAGAUACUCUUCAGCCCUGAGCGAUCGUCACAGAUGAGAUUUUCAAAAUCCUGUAAUAUAGCGUUUAAGAGGCGUGGGACUCCCAUGCAUCUGAGUUGGACCAGUCAUUUCACCCUCCAAACCUCAGUGGGCCUCUGUAAGAUGGGGAGUUCACAGCUCCUGUUAGGAAGAGUGUUGGGGGUGGGGACUGAGGUGGUGCUUGGAAAGUGCUUACUGUAGAGCCUGGAGAAGACUGGGGCUCCCCAGACACAGGCAUGCAGGAGCAGGGCUGUCUGUUUUCGGAGCUUGCAUGUGAGCAUGCGGGAGCUGUUUUCCCCAGGGGGGCUCUCCCGGGCCCACCUGAGCACCAGGUGAUCCUGGCUGGGGGGCAGGGCCCUUGUUCUCGCCAAUCUGCUGACACCUGCAGUCCCCACCCCCCCCUUGCUGGUUCCUCAAUAAAAGCUCUGCUGGGCCAGCAGCUCCCAGAGAGGAGCUCAGGGUGGUCAGGGAGGCUGGAUGCACCCAGCUGCUGCGUCGCCAUGACAACAGAAGGUGGAGGUGGCAGCCCCGAGCUGUAAUGCUUGAGCCGAUGGAAGCCCACCAGCUUCUGGUUCCAUGAGGUGGACACCCUGAGCUUAGCCCCCAGCUGGGGAAGGGGCCAGAAAACCACCCCGAGUGAAAUCAUCCAGCCCUGACAGGCCCGCGGAGCCGAGAAGAGGCGAGAACUAAGCCGCAGUGCUGGUAGCCGGCGGAAUUCUCCUGCGAUUGCUGUGGUCAAAGUUCUUGGGGAACUUUCUGACGCAGAGGACAAAAUGUAGGAAAAUGGGACCAACUCCUGGGCAUUGGGCCCCUUUUGUGGCCCAGAGAAGCUCGCCUUGACUUCAGGAGGGCCCCAUUCUCUUGGUCUCAGCCAAGUGCCAGAAUUGGCCUCCUGUUCUGGUUUCAGCCAUCACCUUCACGGGGGGGGAAGAAGGCUGCAGACCCCCAGGGGUUCCAUCCCUAAGGGAAGCUUGGGAAACGCCGCUCCCUCCCUCCGCUUCCUGAACCCCCCUCUAGCCGAGCCCCAGAGAGCCAGUCCGGAAUGAUCCUGCUAUGGCCAAGCUCUGGUUCAAAUUCCAGCGGUACUUCCGCAGGAAGCCCGUGCGUUUCUUUACCUUCCUGGUGCUCUACCUGACGGCCGGGAGCCUCGUCUUCCUGCACUCUGGCUUCGUGGGCCAGCCCGCCGUCUCCCAGAGCCAGGCCAGCCCCGCCGCGGGGGUCCCGGCUGAGGGCGCCGAGCUACCCUUCUUGGGGGACCUGCACCUGGGCAGGGGCUUCCGGGACGCAGGCGAGGCCUCAAGCAUCGCCCGCCGGUACGGACCGUGGUUCAAGGGCAAGGACGGGAGCGAUAGGGCCAAGCUGGGCGACUACGGUGGAGCCUGGAGCCGAGCCCUCAAGGGGAGGAUCGUCCGGGAGAAGGAAGAGGAGCGAGCCAAAUACAUCGGCUGCUACCUGGAUGACACCCAGAGCCGGGCCCUGCGAGGUGUGUCUUUUUUCGACUACAAAAAGAUGACCAUCUUCCGCUGCCAGGACAACUGUGCCGAACGGGGUUACCUGUAUGCCGGCCUGGAGUUUGGAGCCGAGUGCUACUGCGGCCACAAGAUCCAGGCGACAAACGUGAGCGAGGCCGAGUGUGACAUGGGGUGCAAGGGCGAGCGCGGCAGCGUGUGCGGUGGUGCCAACCGCCUCUCCGUCUACCGGCUGCAGCUGGCCCAGGAGUCUGCACGCAGGUAUGGAAGCGCGGUCUUCCGAGGCUGCUUCCGCAGGCCCGACAACCUCUCCCUGGCCUUGCCCGUGACGGCCGCCAUGCCGAACAUGUCCGUGGACAAGUGCGUGGACCUCUGCACUGAGAAGGAGUACCCACUGGCGGCCCUUGCGGGCACCGCCUGCCACUGCGGGUUCCCCACCACGCGAUUUCCCCUCCACGAGAGGGAGGACGAGCAGCUCUGUGCCCAGAAGUGCAGCGCGGAGGAAUUUGAGAGCUGCGGGACUCCCCGUUACUUCAUCGUGUACCAGACACAGGUCCAAGACAACCGCUGCAUGGACAGAAGGUUCCUCCCAGCCAAGUCCAAGCAGCUCGUCGCCCUGGCCAGCUUCCCCGGCGCCGGCAACACGUGGGCCCGCCACCUCAUCGAGCUGGCCACGGGCGUUUACACGGGGAGCUACUAUUUUGACGGCUCUCUCUACAACAAAGGGUUCAAAGGCGAGCGGGACCACUGGCGCAGCGGCAGGACCAUCUGCAUCAAGACGCACGAGAGCGGCCAGAAGGAGAUCGAGGCCUUCGAUGCCGCCAUCCUGCUUGUCCGUAACCCCUACAAGGCGCUCAUGGCGGAGUUCAACCGCAAGUACGGCGGCCACAUCGGCUUUGCUGCGCAUGCCCACUGGAAAGGCAAAGAGUGGCCGGAGUUCGUGAGGAACUACGCCCCGUGGUGGGCCACACACACACUGGACUGGCUCAAGUUCGGCAAGAAGGUGCUGGUGGUGCACUUUGAGGACCUGAAGCAGGACCUGUUCGUGCAGCUGGGCCGCAUGGUCAGCCUGCUGGGCGUGGCCGUCAGGGAGGACAGGCUGCUGUGCGUGGAGAGCCAGAAAGACGGCAACUUCAAGCGCUCGGGGCUCCGCAAGCUCGAGUACGACCCCUACACCGCAGACAUGCAGAAGGUCAUCUCCGCCUACAUCAAGAUGGUAGACGCGGCCCUCAAGGGGCGGAACCUCACCGGGGUCCCCAAUGACUACUACCCCAGAUGAUGCGUCGGGGGGGGAGGGGGCCAGGAGUCCCGACCCAGCCGGGGUCUCGAGACACCGCCCCCGCCCCGGACUCCCCACCUGCCUGUCCUCUCUCUGGUUUGGGGACAAUCCCCGCGGCUGCUGUUGGCCCUCAGUGAGUUUCCUGCAUGACGAAGGAAGCUCAAGGGACGAGACCGUCUGGGCACUCCCCACCCCAUGCCCAACCCCCCUUGGAGAGGGAGGGGGCCACCGGUCUGGAGUGCUCUGGCCCCAUGGCCCCUUUCCUGUCUCCUGUGCCCCUGCCCCCACCACUCGGGGUCCCACCUGGGGGAGAGAGGGCUCAUGGUGUCCCCGCGACACGGGUGCCCCACUGCAGAAGUCAAGGAUCUUGAUUCGAGAGCGAAAGGGGCUGUUGGAGGAGAAGGUGGCCCCGGCUGCUCUUCCCUUCUGGGCUGAGCGUUCAUGGUCUCCCCUGCUCUCCUCCACCCCCGGGGAAGCAGUGGCACCAACACGGACCCAGGCUGCUUCUGCUGGAGGUGGGGUUUCUGACAUUCUGGGUGGGCUGCGGAGGCAGGGGGUGCUCCCAGCAGGUUAACCGGCACCAGCACGUGGGGCGGCUGCCAGGAGGAGCCCACCCCCAGGUCGCUCGGCUCCUCAGACACAAUCGGGUUGCCUGACCACCUCGAGGGCCAGAAUGCUGCCCUUUUCUUCCCUGGCUGUAGCCAGGAGGGGACCUUGGCAUCUCUGAUCCCACUUCCAGGGUCCCUCAGGCGCCAGCAGUCAACCCCAGAAUGGCCACACGCCGAACCUUGAGUAAGACUGACAGCCCCAGGGGCCUCUCUCCAUGGUAGGGCCCAACACAUUGACCCUGCACUGCCCUUGGACCCCUACCAGCGGGUCCCUUGCUAUCCAGGUGAGAGCACCCUGAGUGCCCCAAAUCAGGUGGGAACUUGACCCACAGAGACCCCCACUACCUUCCCAGAGCACUGACCUCCCCUUGGUCACAGUCCCGUGGGGCCAGCUUCCCUGGAAAUGGUUCCUUUAAGGAAGAGGAUGGGUCUUCCGUUUCCAUAGAAACACUGCUCCCUUGGUGGUAAGACAGCAAACCAAAGGAUUCUCAAGGACAUGGGUCGCUAGUCAUCGGUCUUAGAAAGCACUGAUUCAGGACCCCAUCCCCCACCCCGGAUACCAGUGGCUUCACAUCCGGCCCACGCCUGCACCUUCCCCUUCCACAUAGAUGCAAAAGCCAUAGGUCACCGAUCUUUGCUAUUCUGUCUGGAGCAGCCCCCCCAGUCAGCCCCUCCGAAGGCUUGGGGUGCAGGUCAAUGCUCGUUCGCAAAUACCCAAAAGACCAUGGAGAAGGCGAGUGUAAAGAGAUAUAUUUUUUUAAGAGGAAUAUAACUAAUGCAUUCUGCCCCUUGGCAACUGGCCAUGCAGAGAGAAGGGCUUAGGGAUUGGGCCUGGGGUUCUCUUCCCUGACCCCCUCAUCUGUGGGAUUUGGGCCCCCCAGGGCCCAGCCAGGGGGCCCCGAAUGUAUUUUGUACCAUGGUUCUUUCCCCCAGGCUAAUUUCUAGUCUUUUGAGAAGCAGUAGAGGGCGUGCCCCCCUCCGUGUGGACGCCCGCGUGCUCUGGGAGACCCCGGGUCCUAGACCUGGGCCCGUUCUGCUGGUGGUCACCUCGGGCCGCAAGCCUCUGAAGAUUCCUCAGGUCAACACCGUCAUUAAAAGCGAGUUUUGUUGA
This is a messenger RNA of Ailuropoda melanoleuca (giant panda), 6357 nucleotides long. It is a transcript of the gene WSCD2, whose product is annotated as WSC domain sialate O sulfotransferase 2. Lineage: Eukaryota; Metazoa; Chordata; Mammalia; Carnivora; Ursidae. The coding region runs from base 2944 to 4638 and encodes 564 amino acids. The transcript has 9 exons. The record is from RefSeq and is a predicted model, not a curated record.